Messenger RNA from Ilyonectria robusta, 435 nucleotides. RefSeq names its product EthD domain-containing protein. The record is from RefSeq and is a predicted model, not a curated record. NCBI's taxonomy places the organism in Eukaryota, Fungi, Ascomycota, Sordariomycetes, Hypocreales, Nectriaceae. Bases 1 to 435 code for a protein of 144 amino acids. Gene Ontology annotation, molecular function: oxidoreductase activity. The transcript is spliced from 2 exons.
AUGACGUACAAGGCUUCUUGUACCAUGAACAUGGAACGAAUGUUCCACAUCAAAAUCUUCUACAAUCGCAAGCAAGGCAUCACGCCGGAAGAGUUCAAUAGCUAUUGGGCCAACAAUCACUCAGCCCUUGCAGAGCCCUUCCACCUGAGACUUGGCGUGGUGAAGUACUCACAGUAUCAUUCUACUCCAGAUUUGCGUGACUUUGGCCGUGUUGAGGGGGCACUACCCAUCCUCGAAUUUGAUGGCGCUGCAGAGUUUUGGGUGCACAAUCUGGAAACCUUCCAGGCGAUGGGAAGCGAUCCGGAGUACCUCGGCACAAUCCAGCCUGACGAGGCCAACUUCAUUGACCUAGAAUCUAUGAGAAUGGUCAUCGGUGUAGACUAUAUUGUCUUGGAGAGUCAGAACGCCGUAAGGGAGCAUGGUCGAACAUUCUGA